AAAACAAAAAAACGAGCAUUAUGUGAAAGGAGAGAGGUGUGGUUUGUUGUUAUCGACAGAGAAAUGGUGUGUAGUGUAGUGGUGUCGCCCAUUCAUUCAGUGGCACUCCGUCCCAAAAAUAUGGACAGCAACAGUUAAAACUGCGAGUAUAAUGGCAAAGGGGGGCGUGUAACUUGAGGAAGUGGGGGGUCGGGUUGAGUGCUGUGGAGUGCAGAGGAUGACCAGUUGGGCCGAGAGGAUGCACCGGAGAGCCACCACCCUUGGGAGUGUGGUUACUUCUUGCGGCCAUGGAUCUGGUCCAUAUCCUCACAGGCUUGAAAAGGUCAAAUUCGGAGUUCCUCUAGACGAAGUCUGCAAGAAUGACAUUCCUGGCCCCCUUCUCGUAUUAAUACUUAAAUUGAACAAGGAAGCACCGUAUAAGAAAGAUGUUUUCCGAGCACCAGGCCACCAAGGCAAUAUGAAAAAACUGAUACAUUUUCUCCAAACUGGCCGGUUAGUCAACAUGGACAACUUCUCAGUGUAUACAAUUGCGUCCGUUCUCAAAAAGUUCCUGCGAAAGCUACCUGGAGGAAUAUUUGGGCGUGAAGGUGAACAGCGUUUAUUUACUGUCAUUGACAUGGGAAACAAGGAAGAGCAACGAGAUGAGAUACACAGGCUUAUUACAUCACUUCCUGAACAUACACAACGACUGCUUGUUCUUCUUUUUGGAACAUUUCGUGUCAUUGCAACUAAUGCAGAGCGUGCUCGCACUGGCAUGACGUCAGAAGCACUUGGCGUUUCUGUUGCCCCUAGCUUCUUUCAAAGUUGUGUUAGUGAUGGAAAAACAGCAAAAAUGGAAGAUGUUAUGAGGUUCAAGGCUGAAGUUUCCGUGGCAACAAGAAUAAUGAAAUUUCUAAUCGACAAUUUUGGAGUUAGCAAUUUGUUUGGACGUGAAAACUAUGAAUUUUAUGCACGUAUCACAGGAAGGAUUUUGAAGGUUGAAGACGACUGGAUAUUUAGUUUCCGUUACCCUCCAGAUACACUAGCAUCACCUAUAUCGCAUCAAGAAGAAAGCCAAUCUACUCCUGCCUUGAUACAUGUGCCAGAGGGGUUUGACUCCACAGCACCAUCCACCUCCCUUGGCAUUAUUCCAGAAAAUAAUCUUCUCGAGAGCUAUACAAGACUCUCUAUAAGCCUUGAAGAAAAUGGUCUCUUUAAGGGUUCAAGCCGUUCAUCUUCAAGUAGUGCUACUACAAGCAGACAUAUGACACUAGAAGAACUUCGAGCAGUGAAUCGCUAUGCAGAGAGCACUAAAAGCCUUUCCUACCUCCCUCAGGUGCACGAACGCCAGACAGCGAGGAUGAGGACACGUUCGGAAUGGUUCCUGUCUCCAUCUGGGGGCCGGCUGGUGCAAUGCUCGCUGGACAGCAGUGACAUUGGUACCACACAUUUCGUCUUACGUGGCUCCAAUAAUCGCUCUCCUUCAGGUAGUAGAGGUGGGUUGGGAUUGAGCGCAAGUGCGGAGUCUCUUAAACGACCUAAUGUCCGUCGUUCAUCAAGCCGUGGUGAGAAGUCACGCCAUCAUCUACAUCGUAGUUCAAGUCGGCGUAAGAAUAAAGAAAAUGGUGCUAAACAGCAACAGCAGCAUUUGCAGCAGGGAUCACCCCAGCAGUCACAACAACCACAGCAUCUUCAUCAACAGCAGCAGCUGUCUUUGUCUCCAUCUUCACAACAGCGUAAGACUGAAGAGGGCUCACGUCCCAUUAGCAUGGCUGAAAUGCACACAGUACAUGUCACAUUAACGUACAAACCUCGUAUUUAAGACUACAUUUUGCUCAGAGAGUAUAAGUGAUUUAUACUUGUGAGUUCAGGAAAAGUAUCUUUUUGUGCAGCUUUGAGAUUUGGGAACUGUUGAUCACUCUUUGUUGAUACAUUGCAGAUUUUACAGCUGCAUGUGGAAAUGAGUAGUGUGAAGUGGAUUUAGUAGUGGAACAUUUACUUAGAAAUAAUUUAUAUUCCAAUAGAUGUUACAGUAGGUUAUGAAAGUAAAGUGUUAGAUGUGACAGAUGUGAGACUUAGGUAGCUCACUGAUUUUCAGCAAAGCUCAAAACCUGUAUACAAUCUGCUCUCUCCCCCCUCCCCU
Molecule: messenger RNA, 2122 nt
Organism: Schistocerca americana (American grasshopper)
Lineage: Eukaryota; Metazoa; Arthropoda; Insecta; Orthoptera; Acrididae
Gene: RhoGAP71E
Exons: 11
Coding region: 218-1801 (527 amino acids)
Biological process (GO): signal transduction
Molecular function (GO): GTPase activator activity
Source: RefSeq, a predicted model, not a curated record